Poecile atricapillus (Black-capped chickadee) is the source of this 2967-nucleotide messenger RNA. It is a transcript of the gene ITPRID1, whose product is annotated as ITPR interacting domain containing 1. Gene Ontology annotation, molecular function: signaling receptor binding. The record is from RefSeq and is a predicted model, not a curated record. Lineage: Eukaryota; Metazoa; Chordata; Aves; Passeriformes; Paridae.
AUGCCUGGAAAAUGGGAAAAAUGUAGAAGAAAUAUCCCUUCCCGACAUGUGGUGCAAGAUGGCACCAGCUUUCACUCUGAAGAAAGUGGAGCUUCCAUGCAGGAGGUCCAGCGGAAGAGUUUUCCAGUUAUGUCAAGCUGCAAGAAUCUCAGCUUUUCCCACAUGCUCACGCUCACUGGCCCAUCCCAAAGCAUCACUGAAUGGCUAAUGCUCUGGGAAAAGGAUCCAGUGGAGAUUCUGCUUAAUCUGGGGUUUGGUAGAGAAGAACCUGAUGUGCGCACAAAAAUCCCUCCUCGGUUCCUCAGUGGUGUUUCUGUAGCAAAAGGAUUUGAUGUCCAAGCCUUUUUGGAAACUCAGAAGAAGCAAAUGGACACUGAGAAGCCAAACUUAUGUGAUUUUUUUUGACAGCUAGAAGUAUUUGACCAUGUUAUCAGUGCCCUCUCAUCUUUGCUGACCUGUGUCAAUACCCAACAGAUCAAAGCACAGGACAUUAGCAGGGGUGACACUAGUCUACUGGACACUGCAAAACUCAGACCUGCAAUCAGCUGAAGUGGAAAAGAAUGUCAACUCCUGUAAAGGGCUUCUCAGCAGCCAAUGCUACUGUCCUGGUUUAAAAGACAGAUGUCUGCUAAGAAAGUUGCAACAACAACCCACAGGGGGCACUGCUGGCUCACGCUGAGGCAGCGAGGCUGUAGUACCACCCUCACAGCCUCAGGGGGCGCUCUCAUGCAAGCACAGGACCUCCCUGGUGGUGAAGACAGAUCAGAUGAGGGAGAAGGAAGAGGAGUUGAUUCCCCCAGGCCCCCACACAGACUGUCCUGGUGUCUCUUGGAGCUGGCAGCUGGCAAAGUCCAUCAUAUCCUAGGGCCCAUCAAAGAGUGGGCUUCAUUGCACCUAGCUUCAGAACAGUCCCACUGUUCCCCUGCAUGCAAGGUGCCUGAUAUAAACAGGCCAAGAAAAGAGUCCCCAUUUCUUGUGGCCCACAUGCUCAAAAAAGUGGCUGACUUAACCUGCAAGCUGCCAGAUUAAUUUGAAAUCUAAGAGUCCAGCAAUGGAUAUAAAAUGGAAGCUCGGGAUGCUGUGAUGUCACCUUCACCAGUACAGAAACUAGAUGGGCAGCAAAGAAAGGAAGAUUACUGGCUUUCUGAAAUGGUUCCUGCAGACAAACAGCCACAAGGGCAGCAGAAGAAGCAGCACCACAAGCCCAGUGACGCCUCCUCUGGGCCGCAGGCACUUUCCCCUCCGGUGCAGUUCCGGGCACAGCCGACAGGGGGCGCUGGUGGCUCCCGGCCAGGCAGGGCGGGAAGUGCUGCACAACCAUCAGGACUGCAGUGCCAUGUACCACUUUCUCCUUUGUCUCAGCAGAUGGUAAUGGAACCAACCUGCAUCUUGGCUGUGAAAAGACUCUACAAGACCACAGACAGAUUUGAAAGACUUGAACAAGCUAGAGAGAAAAUGUCCCAUGUCCCUGCCAAUAUGGACUGGUGUCUCUGCUAUUGGGAGCAGGUACCCCUGUGGUGGAAAGAGGGGUAUACACCAUCAGACAACCAGCAGUUUUACCUGCAUGACCACAGAGAGGACAUGAGAAAGUGGGAUGGAACAACACCCAUCUCUGCCCUAGAAGCACAGUGCUAUGAUACAGAAAUGGGAAGCAAAAAUAACACCUCACUUGCAGUGAAUGAGACAACAAAAGGGCUGAGGUUCUGCAAAAUGGAUGGCGAUACAAAAAAUACAAGAUUCCCCCCCAGAACGGGGCUUCCAAAAACUCUGCAAUGGGGCUCAGCAGCACAAAGUAGAAGCAAUUCUUCUUCAAGCUCCUCUGUGCAAGUUUCUUGGAGGCCUCCCUGCUGCCCAGUGGAAAGGCCUGGAUUAAGUUCAUCUGAAGAUCAAGAGGCUGGUAUCAUAGUGGAGAUGUUAGGUGCUAAAAAAUCCAGUCAGGAAAACAUUGUCCAAAAUGAUUAAACAGCUUCUUCUCCUCUGAAAUCCGUUACUGUUUCACUGUCUUUAGGGCUGGAGUUUAUGUCUAGAGUAGAGAGCAGAGUAUACUAAAGUAUUCCUCUCAGUGGAAACUUUUCUAGGGAUGAUCCUGUGGUCUUCUCCAACAUCUUAGCAAACUGUUCUGAGUGUGGUCCUCUCAUAUAGUCAGAUCCAGGGGCUUCAAAGGACGGUGUGAAGCAGACCACAAAGCUUUACCAAACUGAUAUCCCUGCCAGGAAAUUCAGGUGGCCUCAAUUUCUUUGUCCACUCCAUAAACACCUGACAAAAUCAGUCUCUGUUGACAACAUGCUUAAAUACAGGUCACACUACUGGGGUGACACCUCUGGCACAAAAGCUAUCCCUUGUCACUGCUGCUGCUGCUGCUGCCAGCACUGCUGCCUGUGGAAUUUCCCCAUGGCAGUCUCUCCUCAAUGCCCUGAGGACUGCUGCUCCAACCAUGCCACAACUGUACUGUAGCUGUUGAAAAUGCUGGUGCUCCUAAAGGCUCACAAUGCAUAAUCUUGCACCCUUGUGUAGUGUAUCCUUCAUGAAAUAGAAGUGAUGAAGAGCUCCUGCCAGCACUUCCAGGAGAAGCUAAAAGAGAUUGAACAGCACCUACAGCAGACACUGUUUUCUGGUGGUAUGUCAGAUGAAGAAAGGAAGGAAAGAAGACAUCUGCAGUUCUUACAGCAAGCCAUUGGUCAGGAGGUUGCAGAGCUGGAAUUUCAGCAGAACGAUUCAAUGUGUCAGGUCAGAGAGAGCAUCCUUAUGCAGCUGGACCAAUUACUAGCAGAACAAUCCCAUCUGUUUUCUGAGCUCAAACUCUCUGACUGAAAGGAAGAAAGAAAAGCCCAGAAUAAACAAGUAUUUCCAGAUGCUGCUGAUGCUGUGCAUCCUUGAAGUGGGUCCUCAAAAAUAAUGCACAAAAGAGCUCCUAGAAAAACCAUGACAGCAACAGGCUUUCUCUGUCCCACAGAGAUACCAGGAUAG